Molecule: messenger RNA, 1600 nt
Organism: Rhodamnia argentea
Lineage: Eukaryota; Viridiplantae; Streptophyta; Magnoliopsida; Myrtales; Myrtaceae
Product: ABC transporter I family member 6, chloroplastic
Exons: 9
Coding region: 71-1060 (329 amino acids)
Molecular function (GO): ATP binding; ATP hydrolysis activity
Source: RefSeq, a predicted model, not a curated record
GUAGAGCGAUCCACUUUAGCACGCAAGGCUCCAGCAACAAGUCUCAACAGGCUAGAAAGUGGCUUCUUCAAUGGCUUCUGCACCAUCCCUCUCCACCGCGCAGCCUCCCACGGCGGUCUCGCUCCGCAAUCGCUGCACUCUCCCUCCUCUUCCUUCCCACAGAAUUCGGCCUUCGUCCUCCUCCUCUUCUCUCUCUUCCAGGCUCCCGACCCUGCGCUCCGUCCCGAUCGUCUCGCGAUGCGCCGUCAGAGCCGCCCUCUCGACCGUGGACCGCUCGGCGACGCCCGUCGAGAGCGGGGACAAGAAGCUCCUCCUCGAGGUCAAGGACUUGACGGCCGUGGUUGCCGAGACGGGGCAGGAGAUUCUCAAAAGCGUUAACCUCGCCAUCUACGAGGGGGAGGUCCAUGCGGUAAUGGGGAAGAAUGGUUCUGGGAAGAGCACAUUUGCAAAGGUUCUUGUUGGGCAUCCAGAUUAUGAAGUAACUGGCGGCAGUAUGAUGUACAGAGGUGAGAAUUUGCUUGACAUGGAACCCGAGGAGCGGUCACUUGCUGGGCUAUUUAUGAGCUUCCAGUCACCAGUUGAAAUACCCGGUGUCAGCAAUGCUGACUUUCUCAACAUGGCAUACAAUGCUCGAAGAAGAAAGCUUAAUCAGCCUGAGCUUAGUCCAAUUGAGUUUUGGGCUUAUGUAUAUCCAAAGCUUGAUCUUCUGAACAUGAAGGCAGACUUCCUGAACAGAAAUGUCAAUGAAGGUUUUAGUGGCGGAGAGAGAAAGCGCAACGAAAUUUUGCAACUUGCGGUUCUUGGGGCAGAAUUGUCUAUAUUGGAUGAAAUUGAUUCUGGGUUGGAUGUUGAUGCACUUCGAGAUGUGGCAAAAGCAGUAAAUGGAUUUUUGACUCCUAAGAAUUCUGUUCUGAUGAUCACUCAUUAUUUAAGACUCCUGGAGUUCAUAGAGCCUAGUUAUAUCCAUGUAAUGGAGAAUGGAAAGAUUGUCAAGACAGGUGACAUCUCCAUAGCUAAAACACUUGAAAAAGAGGGCUUCAAGGCAAUAUCUGAGAUGUAACUGCGUAUCAGAUGUUUUAUUGAUCUACUGGAUCUACAGCUUAAGAAGAUUUGACUUUUUAUGACAAGGGAGGAGAACAGUGCAAUUGCAGAGACUUUCGUCAUUGCUCCAAGCUUCCUUAGAUAUGCUGUAUGUGAUGGCCAGCUUUAACUUCUGAAAAUUUCAACUUAUCAAUCAAUUUGACAGGUUUUGCCAUGAUUCGAGUUUCUCAAAGUAACCUCCCUGGUAGUGAAGGAUAGGUGUCCUGCCCAUGCAGAGGUGUAAAAUAUGUACUGUUGCUGAUUUGCAUUAUGAAUGGUUUGGUUGAUGUAGAUUCUUUAAAUAAUUUCAGCAGCUUUGUCAUUUAUGGGAAUCUUUCAUUUCCUCUUCGAAUAGUGUAUGUGGGUGAGUUGACAGAAAGCAUGAAUGAUAUACCAGAAUUAGGAACUUCAGGGCCACGUUGAAAUGCACAUUGUGAAACACUGUGACCUGUUUACCUUUGUUCAGUAACCGACUCUAGUGCCAGUUCCGUGUGGUUGUGCUGACAUGAGGUAUUUAUUG